AUGCGCGGGCGUGGUUUUGAUGGAGAAGAUCCCAAAGCCUCUGAAAAGGGUUCAUCGACGCAACGGAAGCGAGCCUAUCUCUUGCACUCCCGUGCGAAGCUUCCGAGAACUACAUCUCCUCCCCCGUUCGCCUUACAAGACCCUUGCAUCCGCGAUCUUGAUCGAUCAUCGAGAUUCUAUCUUGAUUAUUAUAAUGUAUGCGUCGCCAAGCUGUACAUUGUAUACGACAGCGAGAGCAAUCCAUUUAGGAGUUUACUCGCUUGGGCUGCCAAUGAUUCAAUUUUACAGAAAUGUAUCAUCGCUGUUGCUGCACGGCAUUUUGCCAAUACAGGCCAGUCGUUUGAGUCAUUUGACCAGGCUACUGACGCUUUAUCCCCUCGGUUUGUCAAUGCCAACUUGGACGCGCUUUAUUUCAAACAGCAGACUAUCAAGGCAUUGAUAUUAUCAUUGACCCGUCUAGAGUCCUUCCAGAAGGACGAGUUGAUGGCAACUAUUCUCCUUCUCAUCUUUCUUGAUAUCCUCGAGUCUGGCAUCGGUGGCUGGAAGCAUCAUCUUCAUGGUGCGGAAGCUCUCGUUGGUCUUUCUCGCUCUCUGCUGGGCCCUGGGUCGACUAGCCAUGGCGACCGCAGCCCGGGCGAGAUGGGAGAGGAGACAAAGCAAUUCGUUGCCAGACAGCUUUCGCUUGUCAGUGUCUCAGCCAUCGGAGGUGCGCUCUCGGGUUCGAAGUCGAGCCCGCAAUUAGUCGUGGGUAUCCACGAACGCGGGCACCAUGAAUCCAUCCUUAGAAGCUUUCUAGGGUGCCCGGAAUUCCUUCUGGGAGCUAUCCGUUACUUUUCCAGUCAAAGGCACGAGAUUGGGAAUCCAUAUCUGCAUGACGAUAGCUCGAUCCACGAGCAUGUACAGAACACUUUGACCAUGCUUGAGUUGACGGUAGAAUUCGAUUGUCUGGAAUGGGCAUCGGACUUGAUGCAAUUCAAGGGCGCCUCAACAGUAGAGACUCAGAAGCUUUCUUCUCUGGCUCAAGCAUACAAAAACGCCACCGUGCUCUAUGGAACCCGAGUCUUCCGUGCUUUGCAGACGUCCACCGGGGUCAGAGCACCUCCCAACAAGACGUUGAUAUCGCAAUUACUUGAGGUGAUUGGCUUUCUCCAAUGCGACGAGGCUCUGUUCAAGUGCCUUCUGUGGCCGACCUUUGUUGCCGGGCUUGAGUGCCAGGCUCAUAGCCAACAACAGCAGGUCAUUGGGUAUCUAAAGCGGCUUUGGAAUGUGACAUGUUGUUUGAACGUGAUCAAUGCUUCCUGGAUUCUGCAAGACUACUGGAAGCGAAAGCAUGGCGAUGGCAACCUGGCAACGGCGCACUCUGAAAUCCAUGUACUAGAACAAGGCUGGCUGCUUAUUUGA
This is a messenger RNA of Aspergillus clavatus NRRL 1, 1401 nucleotides long. RefSeq lists its product as uncharacterized. Bases 1 to 1401 code for a protein of 466 amino acids. NCBI's taxonomy places the organism in Eukaryota, Fungi, Ascomycota, Eurotiomycetes, Eurotiales, Aspergillaceae. The transcript is spliced from 3 exons. Gene Ontology annotation, cellular component: nucleus. Gene Ontology annotation, molecular function: DNA-binding transcription factor activity; transcription cis-regulatory region binding. Gene Ontology annotation, biological process: positive regulation of transcription by RNA polymerase II. The record is from RefSeq and is a predicted model, not a curated record.